GGAGAUUGGAAACAUAUCAAGCUUCUUCUUCGUGUUACGCACUUUCAUCUCUCUCUCUUCUCUCUUCUCUCUUCUCUUCUCUCUUCUCUCUUCGUCUUCCAUCACAGAAGACAGAAUCCAAUGUCGUCGACCUACAAGCUCAAUCACACUGAUUCUUUCGGAAAUGGAGAUGCAAAGAGUUUGGCGGAGAAUGGUUUCAGUCAUUUGACUUCACUUGCUCAAUCAGAGAAGGCUGUUCAGGAGCUUCUUCUUCAACAAACUCCUAUGCAGACUACUGACGACCAUCUCAUUGAGUUUUCAGAGGCUUUGAGAACUGUUGCAAAGGCACUAAGAGGAGCUGCUGAAGGAAAGGCGUUGGCUCAAGCUGAGGCUGCUGAAUGGAAGCGUCGAUACGAGUUAGAGAGGUCGAAGAACGUAGAGUUGCAGCAUAAAGAACUGUCAAAUGGAGUGUGUGCUGAUGAAUCUAAUAGUCAAAGGAUAGAGCACUUAGCAAAGUCUCCGCGGCUUUAUGCUCAGGAAAACAGUUCUAAUGGCAUGGAGCGUAUUUGCUCUCAUGAAGUGCUCCAAGAUGGUGGAUUUAACAGUUUUACUAACAAAUUGAAGAGGAAGGCGUCAUUUAAACUUUCAUGGGGAUGUAAGGGGAUGGCUAAUGAUCAACACAAAAAGGAAAUUGUUUCGUUUGAGAGAGGGAAUAUCAGUACAGCAGAGCGCAGUAGUAAACAGAUUUCACUGACAUGGGAGUCUGAUCCACAAACUGUGCUUAUUAUCACUAAACCUAAUUCAACUUCCGUGCGAGUUCUCUCUGUGGAUAUGGUCAGAUGGUUGAGAACGCAAAAAGGACUAAAUAUUUAUGUGGAACCUCGAGUAAAGGAAGAACUCUUAUCAGAAUCAAGUUCCUUCAACUUCGUACAAACUUGGGAAGAUGACAAGGAAAUUUCACUUCUACACACAAAGGUUGACCUUCUUAUAACUCUUGGUGGGGACGGCACAGUGCUAUGGGCAGCAUCGAUGUUUAAAGGACCAGUGCCUCCAAUUGUUCCAUUCUCCAUGGGAUCUCUUGGAUUUAUGACUCCUUUCCACAGCGAACAAUACCGAGAUUGUCUUGAAGCGGUUUUGAAAGGUCCAAUCAGUAUAACACUACGACACAGGUUGCAGUGUCACAUCAUCAGAGAUAAAGCAACGAAUGAAUAUGAAACAGAGGAGACUAUGCUUGUUCUGAAUGAAGUCACCAUUGACCGUGGAAUAUCUUCUUUCCUCACAAACCUUGAAUGCUACUGCGACAACUCAUUCGUCACAUGUGUGCAAGGCGAUGGACUAAUACUGUCUACAACAUCUGGUAGCACCGCGUAUUCACUUGCUGCUGGAGGGUCAAUGGUCCAUCCUCAGGUUCCUGGGAUCUUAUUCACGCCUAUCUGCCCGCAUUCUCUAUCAUUCCGCCCACUGAUAUUACCGGAACACGUGACAGUGAGAGUGCAAGUACCAUUCAACAGCAGAAGCUCCGCUUGGGUCUCCUUUGAUGGGAAAGACCGGAAACAGCUUGAAGCAGGGGAUGCACUAGUGUGUAGCAUGGCACCAUGGCCCGUCUCAACCGCUUGCCAAGUUGAAUCCACCAACGACUUCUUACGCAGCAUCCACGAUGGUCUUCACUGGAACGUAAGAAAGACUCAAUCGGCUGACGGGCCUCGGGACACUUAGAAACAAAUUCCUCCAGCUUUUCUCUCUUUCAUUCUUAACCAAUAACCAUAUAUAGUCUCGACGUCUAUCUAUCUAUCUAUCUAUAUGCAUAUAGAUAAAGGUGAAAAGGAAAGUGAUGGGUUCUGUGAGAGAAUGUGGUCUGUAUCCAUUGUUGUGUAAAGGAGAUGUGUAAUAAUGUAGCUGCUUUGACCCAUAAUUCUGUUGAUGUAAUAAUCACUCAAAGUUAGUGAAUCAAAGAUAUUUCUGCAU
Messenger RNA from Arabidopsis arenosa, 1944 nucleotides. NCBI's taxonomy places the organism in Eukaryota, Viridiplantae, Streptophyta, Magnoliopsida, Brassicales, Brassicaceae. The record is from the annotation of a GenBank genome assembly.